Messenger RNA from Chara braunii, 708 nucleotides. Lineage: Eukaryota; Viridiplantae; Streptophyta; Charophyceae; Charales; Characeae. The record is from the annotation of a GenBank genome assembly.
UGACGUGGCUGCCGCGCGACGAAGAAGAAGAUGAUGAGUAGGAGGAGGGGGAGGAGGAAUGGAACGAUGAUGACGGUGGACGAGGAGGAGGAGGAGGAGGAGGAGGAGGAGGAGGGGGAGGAGGAGGGGGAGGAGGAGGGGGAGGAGGAGGAGGAAGUGGUAACCAGCCGAAUUAUGAUGGCAGCGAUGGCGGUGAUAAUGAGGGUUUAUGGGAGGAGGAGUAGAAGGAUGAUGGCAAUGAGGAUAAGGAAAAUAAGGGCUUAUGAAUAUGGUGGUGAUGAUGAUGAUGAUGAGGAGGAGGAGAAGGAGGAGGAGGAAGAGGAGCAGGAGGAGGGGGAGGAGGAUGAGGAGGAGGAGGUGAAGGAGGAGGUGAAGGAGGAGGCGGAGGAAGACAAGGGACAUUUGAAGGAUGGUUAAUGGAAGAGGAGGAAGAUGAUGCUGAAGAGGACGAGGAGGAGGCGGAAGACAAGGAACAAUGGAAGGAUGAUGAGAAUGAAGGCGGAGGAGGAGGAAGAGGAGGAGGAGGAGCAGGAGGAGGAGGAAGAAAGGAGGAGGAGGAGGAGGUGGAAGCUGUAUAACAAGAAGUUGGAAAUUCGAUGUGGCCAUCUCAGGGAUAACAGAUCUCUGGGCUUCUGAAGAUUUCUCCGAACGAGGAGGAGGGGGAGGAGGAGGAGGAGGAGGAGGGGAAAACAAAAAAGGCAAAAAAUA